This is a messenger RNA of Leucoraja erinaceus (little skate), 1433 nucleotides long. Its product is annotated as acetylserotonin O-methyltransferase-like. Gene Ontology annotation, biological process: methylation; melatonin biosynthetic process. The record is from RefSeq and is a predicted model, not a curated record. Gene Ontology annotation, molecular function: acetylserotonin O-methyltransferase activity. Bases 66 to 1034 code for a protein of 322 amino acids. The transcript has 8 exons. Lineage: Eukaryota; Metazoa; Chordata; Chondrichthyes; Rajiformes; Rajidae.
UCUAUUAUCUAUUGUAAAGCCUAGUAUGACUAAUGUGAAGCAUGAUAUGAAUCUGGUUACAGACAAUGUUUGCUGCCUGUGAAUUGGGAGUGUUUGAUGUCCUUCAGGAGGGUGCUGGUCCACUCUCCUCCAGUGCCGUUGCGGAGCGCCUUGGUACCAGUGCUGAUGGCAUGGAAAGACUACUCUCUGCAUGCGUUGGACUGCAGCUGCUCGAGGUCAGGGAGCAUCAAGACAACACCCCCUUGUACAGUAAUACAGAUUUAUCCAGAGUCUACCUGACCAAGACAAGUCCCAAGACAUUGCAUCAUUCAAUUGCAUACUACUCACAAACCAUCUACCAUUGUUUUUCCUAUGUGACUGAUGCCAUCAGGGAAGGGAAAAGCCAAUAUUUGCGGGCAUUUGGUGUUUCAUCUGAUGAAAUCUUUGAAGCUAUCUACAAGUCUGAGGAGGAAAUGCUGAGAUUUAUGCAGCUGAUGAACUCGACGUGGAACAUCUGUGGAAAGGACGUGGUCACAGCCUUUGAUCUGUCGGCUUUUACAAACAUCUUCGAUCUUGGAGGAUGCAGUGGUGCAAUAGCGAAAGAAUGUGUCUCUGCAUAUCCACAUUCACGAGUAACUAUCUACGAUCUCCCCAAAGUUCUGGAGAUGGCAAGAAAACACUUUGUGCCCCAAGAUGAAAAGCGGAUUCUAUUUCAUGAAGGAGACUUCUUCAAAGAUCCCAUCCCUGAAGCGGACCUCUACAUUCUGGCUAGAAUAGUUCAUGACUGGUCUCAGGAUAAAUGCGUGGAGCUGCUCACCAAAGUCCACAAAGCUUGUAAACCAGGUGGUGGAGUACUCCUGAUUGAAGCCUUAUUGAAUGAAGAUCGAAGAGGCCCCCUCACCGCUCAGCUGUACUCUCUCAAUAUGCUAGUACAGACAGAGGGCAAGGAACGAAUGGCCUCAGAGUAUGCCAACCUACUGGAGCUGGCCGGAUUCACGGAUGUGCAAGUCCAGAGGACGGGGAAAAUUUACGAUGCCAUUUUGGGCAGAAAAUGAGCUGCCGUCUAUUGACCAGGCUUCCUCGACAUAUUAAUUUACUUUAGUUUUGAGGACACAGCAUGGAAACAGGCACUCCAGCCCACCGAUGAUAGAUAACUCAGUGGGUCGGGCAGCAUAGCUGUAGAGAUAUUUCAGGUCGAGACCGUUCUUCAGACGCUUACAUCGACAAUAGACAAUAGACAAUAGGUGCAGGAAUAGGCCAUUCGGCCCUUUGAGCCAGCACCGCCAUUCAAUGUGAUCAUGGCUGAUCAUCCCCAAUCAGUACCCCGUUCCUGCCUCCUCCCCAUAUCCCCUGACUCUGCUAUUUUUAAGAGCCCUAUCUAGCUCUCUCUUGAAAGCAUCCAGAGAACCGGCCUCCACCGCCCUCCGAGGCAGAGAAUUCCACAGACUCACAAC